ACCGGAAUAUAAAAAAGAAAAUUAAAGGGAAAAACCAAUGCAAUUAUGAUAUGAAUCAUAGAACCAGAUACUGGGAGCCAGUAAUUAUUGUUGACCUUCUUCAUCUCGGAGAAAAUUUAAUUUUGCCUCUUGUUCCACUUUGAACAUUUUAUUUUAAAAAGUGAGUAACACUGUGACAUUCCAUGCCAUACGUAAAUGAAGGUGUAAUUAUGAUCGGAAGCAAUUUACGGCAAAUUAUUUCGCAAUUUACGUGCAAAAGACUAUUGCUUCUCUAUCUGUGAAAGAUCGCACAUUAUUUUCGUUCCAAAAGAAUGUACGAGUUAAUGUGCUUUUGUAAAACGCGUUGCAAGGUGUCAUCGUUGUAUAUAAAUCGGAGGCUUGUCGGCUGAAAACCUUGGUCUUCUUCAACUCCGCGCGUCUUCAUUCGUAUGCACAGAGAAAAUUAUUUUCUGAUAUUCAAUCAUGUCACGUAUACUAUUUGCAGUCUUCUUCAUCGCAAGCACUUUGAGAAAUCCCGUACGAAGUGCGAUAUCUUUUGACAGUACCACAACUAUGUCAUCAAGUCAAAGCGGCGCUAUGACUAAUAGCAAUUCAUGUUGUGUUUCAAAGGACAACUGUCCAAAUACGAAUACCAAUACGAACACCAAUACGGGAAUCGAUAUUCGAAUUGUUAAUAAUGUUUCGAACUGUUCCGCUGGACAAGUAUAUUGCUGUUCGGAACAUCUGAUCGACUAUAGUUGUGGUAUCAGAAAAAUUCCAGAGUCUGCACAUCCUCAAGGUCAAGCCAGUUAUGGUGCAUAUCCUUGGCAAGCUUUACUUUUAACAACUAACAAUGUUUAUGUUGGUUCAGGCGUACUUAUUACUCCAAAUCAUGUGUUAACUGUCGCUCACAAAGUAGCAUCUUACACAAAUAGCGGGCUUAAAGUGAAACUGGGGGAGUGGGAUGUGCAAUCCUCUACUGAGGCUUAUCCAGAGAAAGAAUAUUCAAUUAAAAAAAUAUCUAUACACUCUGGAUAUAAUUCUGCCAAUCUUCAAAACGAUAUAGCAAUACUAGUUUUGAGCGGUACUGUUCCAGUUGCAAGCAGUCUCAAUAUAAACACUGCGUGUCUCCCAACAGGAUUACCCGCAGCUUCUACAAGAUGUUGGGUAUCAGGUUGGGGAAAGGAUGCAUUUGGCACAAAUGGCAAAUAUCAAAGUAUAAUGAAAGAAGUAGAUGUACCAAUUGUUGAUCAAUCAACCUGCGAAAGUGCUCUCCAAAAAACUAGACUUGGCCAAUUCUUUACGCUAAAUAAAAGCAGUUUCAUAUGUGCAGGAGGGGAACAAGGAAAAGAUGCAUGUACAGGUGAUGGUGGUUCACCAUUGGUAUGUCAAUCUGGUAACCAGUGGCGGGUGGUUGGAUUGGUUACAUGGGGUAUUGGUUGUGCAACUAGUAAUGUUCCUGGUGUAUAUGUUAAUGUAUAUAAUUAUAUUCCAUGGAUUACACAACAAAUAAGUCAGACUAAAUGAUUAUACGAAGUAUAUACAAAGUAAUAUACAACGGUUAUUUAAAACGAUAAAACGAAAACCACAAAAACGACAUAGUAAAAAACCAUUGGUCUUUUAGUGCGCUCUACGUUUAAACAACGGUGAGUUGGGGAACCGCCUCUAAACUACAAAUAAAACAAUCGAAGUUGGUCAGGUAGUGAAUGCGUCAAAAAUAUGAAACCCAUUACAGUGUUAAAGUCUUCUUCGAUUGAUUCUAUAAUUUGUACCUGAUACAAAUUUAAGAAACUGAAAAAGAUUGGUAAAAUCUGUAAAAUAUAAUCAUUACUUGCAGUUGGAUGAAACAUCAUUUUGGUGUAACAAUUUUUUCCACUUACAUGUUACUUAGUCACUUUUUUCAUUCAUAUUUCAUCUUUCUAAACCUUUAGUGUAUAUUUCUGUAUAAUUUCUGUAACUAAUAUUCUCUGUAAGUUAAUAUCUGAAACAAAUUUAUAUAUUGGAUUAGUGUUAUAAAUAAAUAAAAAAACAAAAUAAAAAGAUCUUCAAUGAAGACAUAUUAUUACAUACACAAAAAAAACCAGGUUACUAUCAAGAUUUAUGUAUUUUAUUAUUUUCUAUUAUUUCAUAAUUAUAUUUUAUUAACUGAACUAAAUUAUAUUUUUACUCAAAAUUAUGAAAAUCGAAAGCAAGGAACUCUAAUGAUUGGAUUUAAAUUAGACUGAGUAAGCCAAAAAUUGAAAAUUUGUCUUUGAUACAAAGAUGAAAAAAAAUUCGAUUAAAAUCACAUUUUGAUUUAUUUUUCAACUUUUAUUUACUCGUUAUGUAACACGAAGAAUAGAAAGAAUUGUUAAAAUAUGUUUAUUGUACGAUUUUUGUUGCAAAUAAACAACGAUCGCGAACAAACUUCUUAGAUUUACGCAUACGAAAUUAGAAUAUUUAUAAAAUAUUCUACUUUAUUGUUGAAACAUUUAGAAUAGAGAAAAUGAAAGAAAAUGAUAAGAAAAUAACUUUGAUAACAAACAAUCAUUAUUAUUAUAACUCUGAUAAUGAACAAUCAUUAUUGACUCCAAUAACAAUUUGAUUCGAAAAUCCGCCUGUCGCGAAGUAUUUUCUUGCACAUAAAAUUUCACAUAUUUUCUACGAAAAGUAUUCUAAUCUAUUAUAUAUUACAAAUUGUAUAUGAAGUUCAUAAUUAUAAAAUUCAAUUAAUUUAAUCAUUUAAUAUUAUUAUAAAAGGGAAGAUGA
Molecule: messenger RNA, 2727 nt
Organism: Heterotrigona itama
Lineage: Eukaryota; Metazoa; Arthropoda; Insecta; Hymenoptera; Apidae
Source: the annotation of a GenBank genome assembly